AUGUCGGCACCUUCCCCACCACCACGGGGACCACCAGGAAGCGACACCCCCGAGCUGGCACCUACACAAGUCACCUCGCUGCUGCUAGAGCAGUAUCUCUCCGCCUCCUCCCAACCAGGGCAGCAACACCCACCUCAUCAACCACCUCCCCCUCAAGAGAUCACCAACCCCAACAACGACAUGAAACCCUCCCCCUCCCACACCAUCACCCAGGAAAAACCAACCCUUUCCACCUCGACCUCAAGACAACCCUCCUCCCGCACCGCAACCGCCCAAGGCGAGGUCCUCCCAGACAAUGGCGCCCUCCCCCUCCACAACAACAACAACAACCUAGGUCUCAAACUCUCCCGCACCCGCACCGCCGCCCAGGCAGUAAAACGCUCCCUCCAAAUCCGUCACACGGGCGAGUCCCACCGCUCAGGAAUUCACCCUUUUCACUUCCUCCGCAUAGUCUACCAGUCCUCCUCCCGGGCCUCCCGCAUGGUCAACUUCCUCUGGCCCGUCGUCCCCGUCGCCAUCGCAGUCCGCUAUGCCCUCACCCCCUCCCCAACAGCAAACCUAGUCAUCUUCAUCCUCGCUUACCUAGCCAUGGUCCCCUGCGCGAACCUCAUCGGUUUUGCCGGGCAGGAACUGUCACGGAAGUUCGCCCAUGUCUGGGGGGUGUUAGUGGAGACGACGCUCGGGAGCUUGGUGGAGAUUAUCAUGUUUAUCGUCUUGAUCACGAGGGAGCAGAAGGAGGGGGGGAUCGAUUACGUGCAGGUGAUCAAGGCAGCGAUAUUGGGGAGUGUGCUGGCGACGAUGUUGUUGUGUUUGGGGUUGUGUUUUUUUGCCGGGGGGUUGAGGAGGGAGGAGACUGGGUUUAGUGAGGCUGUUAGUGAGGCUGGGUCUGGGUUAUUGCUUACUGCUGGUUUCGGCCUGGCCAUCCCGACGGUUUUUCAUCACAGUCUGAUCAACAGCGGCAAACUCCCCGAAGAGGAGCUCAUCAGCAAAACGAUCGAAAUCUCGCGAUCGAUGGCUGUCUUGCUGUUGAUUGCCUACUUGAUCUAUGUCUUUUUCCAAGCCCACACCCACCACGGCAUCUACGACGCCAUCUUUGUUGCCGACGAGGCGAGGGAUGAGGAUAGACACAACCCAAAGUACUCGCACCACUCCAACCGGCUCACCUUGACAGAGUGCUGUCUCGCCCUGGCGGUAUCCAUCGCGCUCGUGACCGUUAUUGCCAUCACGCUGGUGGAUCAGAUACACAAUCUUGUCACUGAGCGGCACGUUUCAGACGCGUUUGUCGGGUUGAUUCUUGUGCCGCUUGUGGAAAAGGCGGCGGAGCACCUGACGGCGGUGGACGAGGCGUACGACAACCAGAUGAACUUUGCACUUUCGCAUGUGCUGGGAGCGACGCUGCAGACGGUCAUGUUUAAUGCGCCGCUGGUGGUGAUUGUGGGGUGGGGGUUGGGGAAGCCGAUGGGGUUGAACUUUGAGGUUUUUGACCUUGCGGUGCUGUUGUUGGCGAUCUUGACGGUGGGGAACUUUUUGAGGGAUCAAAAGAGUAAUUAUUUGGAGGGGGCGUUGUGUGUGAUUGUUUAUGUUGGGAUUGCUGUUGCGGCGUUGUAUUAUCCUAAUCCUCAUCAUGGGUCGAGUGAGGGGGUUGGGCAUCAUUAG
Messenger RNA from Podospora anserina S mat+, 1656 nucleotides. RefSeq lists its product as uncharacterized. Gene Ontology annotation, biological process: calcium ion transmembrane transport; intracellular calcium ion homeostasis. The transcript is spliced from 2 exons. Gene Ontology annotation, cellular component: fungal-type vacuole membrane. Lineage: Eukaryota; Fungi; Ascomycota; Sordariomycetes; Sordariales; Podosporaceae. Bases 1 to 1656 code for a protein of 551 amino acids. Gene Ontology annotation, molecular function: calcium:proton antiporter activity. The record is from RefSeq and is a predicted model, not a curated record.